Messenger RNA from Gordionus sp. m RMFG-2023, 1162 nucleotides. Its product is annotated as protein Skeletor, isoforms B/C-like. The transcript has 8 exons. The record is from RefSeq and is a predicted model, not a curated record. The coding region runs from base 89 to 988 and encodes 299 amino acids. NCBI's taxonomy places the organism in Eukaryota, Metazoa, Nematomorpha, Gordioida, Chordodea, Parachordodidae.
CGUUUAAUUUAUAAAUAAAUAUAUUUUUAUUAUAGCAGAUUUUAUUUUUCAAAAUAAUAUUUUUAAAAAAAUUUCAUUUAAAAAAAAUAUGAGACACAUUCUAUCAUUAGUCCUAAUAUUAAUCCUUAUGUCAGAAACGCAUACAGACGAAUGGGGGACAUUUAUUGACAAGUUGAGUAACACUGAUCACGGAGUAAGUGGCAACCUGUAUGUGGCAGAUGAAAAUACUCUCUUCCUAAACAAUUUCAAUUAUGACGGGAAAUCAGCAGACGCGUUUUUUUUGGCCGGAAAUGUAGGAAGCCAACCUAGCCCUUCAGGGUUUAAAAUUCCUACGGAUGAUGGAAAUGUAAAUCCUUUAGCCAAAAGUAAAGAUCAAGAAUUUUUGCUGAAAUUGCCGAAUAUGAAAGUUUCCGAAUUAAAAUGGUUUUCUGUGUGGAGCGAUAAAUCGAAAAAAAGUUUAGGUGAAGUAAUUUUCAAGAAAGAUUCUUUUCAAAUUCCUAAAAAUUAUUCGUUCGGUCCCAUUCCGGGAGCGCAUCAUAAUGUACACGCGAGCGAAGGCGUGUUGACGACGGAUAAAACUAUACUACUCAAGAAUUUUAAUUACGAUGGAUUAGGACCGGAUGCAUAUUUUUUGGCGGGAAAGGGGGAGUCGAUAAAUCACGAAAACGCAAUAAAAAUACCGAAUGAACAAGGCAGCCUGAAACCGGUACCUAAAUACAGUAUGCAAACAAUCGAGUUGACGCUCCCAGAUAAUAAGACCUGGUCCGACUUCAAUUGGUUUUCAUUGUAUUGCAUAAAAUACACCCAAAAUUUUGCUUCCGUUUUUUUACCCGACAAGCAUGUCCUUCCUCCUUAUAAUGUUCUAAGGAAAAAAUGGGGCCCACAUACAACUGGAGGAGGGAUAUCUGCAACAACAAUUACUUCCAGGUGGAUUCAUAUGGUUCUUUCAAUCCUAGUAAUCUACCUGCUUUCUGUCGUAUCUUCUUAAAAGAUUCCUUUAAAAUGUCAUAAUUUCGUUUAUGAUAAUUUUUUUUUCUCUAUAUUUUGCAAAAAUCGUGAAUAAAUUAAUCUAAAAUAGAAACAAGAAACAUGCUAAAUUUUUAUUUUAUAGUACUUUAUAUUAAGAUAUAAUUUUUAAUUAUUUUAGUAUAUUUGGAGAAAG